Cyclopterus lumpus (lumpfish) is the source of this 2633-nucleotide messenger RNA. RefSeq names its product UPF0472 protein C16orf72 homolog (gene hapstr1b). Lineage: Eukaryota; Metazoa; Chordata; Actinopteri; Perciformes; Cyclopteridae. The record is from RefSeq and is a predicted model, not a curated record. Bases 247 to 1038 code for a protein of 263 amino acids. The transcript has 4 exons.
UGUUGUCAUCGUGUUUCUUAGUUUGGUGUGCAUUACACUGGGCGUGCGAGCGGAAUCUAAGACGUUCACAAUGCGACCUUAACAGCGAUUGUUAUUUUUCUCUUUUCUAUAGCCUGUCGGGGUUGUGUAACGUAUUUCUCCAAAUAGAGUACAGAACAAAAGACAGUUGAGUAUCUCCGGAAACCCCAAAACAAUCCUAUAUUUCACACGACGGCUAGCUUACAAGCUACCAGCUAACCGCUAGCUAUGGAGGAGAAGAAGGAGGAGGGAGAAGCGGAGAUCCAGGAGCACGGCCCCGAGCACUGGUUCUCCAAGUGGGAACGACAGUGCUUAGCGGAGGCCGACCGGGCCGACCCCACCGAGGAGGAGACGGAACACGGCCAGCAGAAACUGUGGCACCUCUUUCAGAACUCGGCCACCGCGGUAGCGCAGCUCUACAAAGAUCGAGUAUGUCAGCAGCAAGGCCUCUCUCUCUGGGUGCCCUUCCAGAAUGCUGCCACAGCUGUCACUAACCUUUACAAAGAGAGUAUGGAGGCCCGCCAACGGAGCUACGAGCUGGGCAUCCACUUAGGCCACCAGCGCAGGAAUAAGGAUGUGAUCGCAUGGGUUAAGAAACGCAGAAGAACGAUCAGGCGCGAGGACCUUAUCAGCUUCCUGUGUGGCAAAGUUCCACCUCCACGGACUGCUCGCGCCCCGCCAAGAGUUUCCAUGGUGUCUGCAAGCCGACCAUCACCCCCAGAGACGGGCAGCUCUGUGGAGUCAGACCUGCAGCCUUUCAGAGAGGCCAUAGCGCUGCACGGCCUUAGCGGUGCCAUGGCAGGCAUUUCUGUGCGCUCUGGUCCCCCUGGUUCCCCAACUCACCCGGCCCAGUCCCUCAGUCGUCGUAGGAAUGGUCUUCAUGACGUGGACCUCAACACCUUCAUUGCCGAGGAGAUGGCACUUCAUUUGGAAUCCACGGCCAAUCGCAAACGAGGCCCAGCCCCCUGUAGUGAUGUCAUCACAGACUCACCUACCCAUAAACGUAACAGGAUGCUCUGAACUUUUCCUACACCACUAAUCCCUCCUCUGUCCUCUCCUUGGUGGCCGACUGGACAGCUGAUGAGGACUGAUGCCUUGGCCAACCAUUUGAAAUCUUCUUCCUUUUCAUCUUAGUUGCAAUGCUAUAAAUAAAGAAACUUAACUUUUACCAAUCCACACAUUUAUUCCCUUCUUUUUCUUUCUUGACCGCCUCUGUCGUCUCACACAUCCUCUCCAUAGUAGUGUUAUUAUUUUUUUUAAAGUUUUUUUUUUCCAGAAAAUAUUCUUUCCCGUUAUGUCGCCCCCUAGUAGAUCUGAUAUAGAAGCGAGCACACGUCACACUUAAAAUCCUCAAGUUGCAGAAUGUUUCGUUUAGACGUUCGUUUAUUUGGCCGGGCUCCUUUUUAUUUUGUUCUUCACGUCCAGUAUGAACCAGGCUGGUGCCUCCUGUUUGCAGUUCUCCUCAUUCCUCAAGCAUACUUCCUCUGUGGGUUGCUAGCCAAACCAGACUGGACUGAAACCCGGGCUCCCCUGCAGGCCGAACCACCUCCUUGCUGUGGCUCCAGUCAAACUGCUUGUCGGCGUGUGUAUCUCCAUUCUGCUGCCGCUCUGUGUGUGUGUUUGCAUAUCUGACAGCAGAACUGCCACUUACUGUGUUGUACUUGUCUUUGCCUGUUGAGAAAGCUGCUACAGUAUCUCUGGUUGUUGUGCAACAGUGUGUGUGUGUGUGUGUGCUUGUUGAUGCGGAUGUGGGGUCCUGGCAAAUCCAGCAACCACUUGGCUGAAUUAUUUCCUGUUUUACUUAAAUUCAUCCUUUUUUUUUUUGUUUCCUUCUUUUUUUCUUAAGUUGCUCUUUGCAGCCCAAACCAGGGUUUUAUCACAAAGCAGGUCGGCUCAAUUGACACCGAUAAUGGCGACUAUCAUUGCAGUCAUAGUUUGCUGACACUUUCAGGGGUGGAGGGAGGAGGGGGGGGACACGAGAUAAGCAAGAUGUAUUUUUAACAAAGCUUUGCUUAAGUACCCAUGUCCUGCAUUCUUAUUUGCAAGUUUCCAAUAACAGUUUUUUAAAAAACGUCUUGUUUACAAAUAAUCCAAAUAUAUAUAUAUAUAUAUAUAUCCUGUCUGCAUCAACAUUAAUUGGACAGAAUACUGGUUGUUGCAUUUUGCAGUAAGAGUGUUUUCAAAGCUUGUAUUUCACCCACUUUGUUUACAUUUGGCCCUUUUUUUUUUUGAUAAGAGCAAACUGGUGCGUUGUCAGCAUUUGUCCCGCGUAUUUAAGAGAGUUAUAACAGUUUCGACACUUGUGAUUUUAGCUUUAAACCUAUAAAAUUACAGAGGACAUUUGGCUGUGAACUAGUUGGUGAUGACAGCUGUGGUAUUUUUUUUUUUUUUAAUUUGCUAAACCAGCUCAUGGAUUAUUGGGUGUGGUGGUUGAGCAAAGCUUUGGACACUUGUUUGGUAUAACUUCACACACUGCUUUGUGAUACAAUCGUGUGUAAUGUGUGUAAAUAACAUGUAGGUGCUGUUAUAUGUGGUACAUAUUGUAAAAAGAAGUGCAAAUCCAUUGGGAUGUCCAUGUACAAUAACAAUUCUGACAUUAAAGAAAAUACAAAGUG